This is a messenger RNA of Myodes glareolus (Bank vole), 4563 nucleotides long. The record is from RefSeq and is a predicted model, not a curated record. Lineage: Eukaryota; Metazoa; Chordata; Mammalia; Rodentia; Cricetidae.
GUGGGACGCUGGCCGCACCCACCUGCUCGGGUCAGUGAGGCCCUGGAGGGUGGGAGGGACGCUGCUGAACACGACCCGCCUGGCUUUGCAACUGGCAGAUUACCUAGAAGUCCCUUGUGACCCAGGUCUUGGCUUAGAGAUGGAGGAAUCAGGAUCAUCUUCCUUUGUUGUUCCGGAGCAAUAGCGGCAGAACCUGGAGAGACAGCACAACACUAAGCACGACAGGCAUGGCUGAGCAGAGUCUUAUUUCAUCUGAGCAAUGGCUUCAGCUGCAUGGGCUUAAGAGCAAGAAGCUGAGCUUGAAGCAGAUCUUGUCCCAGAUUGGAUUCCCACAGUGCGAAGAUUAUGUGACUUCUUUGAGGAGACUCGUGACUUCUCGGUAUGCUGAAGGCCUCUUCCCACAGUUCUACACAGCAGAAGAUGGCAGGCGGUACAACCUGACAGCGAAGUCAGAGCUGAUUCACCAGUUUGUGGAGCAUUUAACACAGGCCGUGGAGAGCUAUAAGCAGCGGAUGGGCUGGCUUACCAGCAGGAGCCGACAGAUUUUUGGUGUCAUCUUGGAACAGAGCGUCACCAUAGUACUGGAUUUCAGUGACAUUCUGACGGAGGAGCUUAAUCUGUGCCGGGACGCGCUGACAAUGGUCCUCCAGGAGCAGGUGGCUCUCAUCACCAAGUUCAACAUCAUCUGGGUUUCUGAAGAGCCAGUGAAAUGGCAGGAGUGUGCUACCUCUGUGACCGAAGACUCCAUAGCUGCCGCCAUCAGCUGGGUGGAGAAAAUGGCUUUGGAGCCAGUGGCUGUGAGAGAGGUUAGCUGCCUGGAUUCUCUGGUGGAAGCUGGGAAAGACAAAACUAUUGAAGCCAUUUAUUACUUCGUGGUGGGGGAUGUUCCAAAGGAGUCUCAGGAGCUUCUUCUCCAGAGGGUUUUAGAGAUCCCAUAUCCAGUCUGCACAGUGUCCUUCAAUGCCAGACGAGAAGAAACUGUAGCUUUCCUAAAAGAUCUGAGUGCCAAGACCAACAGCAGAUUCCAUGCCUUUGCUGAGAGAACAGAGUGUCUAGAAUUCUCUACCUUUUCCACAGAAGAUAUUGAUGGCGCAGUGACUUGGAAUUCAAGGAAACUGAAAGGGAGACUUCCUCCAGGUGCUGGUGUCAGAGAGGAUGUGUUUCUCAUUUGGAGAGAAAUGGAAGAAGCCUGCAACACACUGGUUCAGAUCCGGAAUCUGGUGGACAAGACUCCUCAGUCGGAUGUGGUCCCUGAAGACUGCAGAGCAGCGUCUGUUGAGAAUAAAGAAAACGCAGAAGACAUCUGGGAUUCUCAGCAGUGGCUCCAGAAAUAUGGCUUGGGGGCCCAGAAGCUGACCUUUUACGAUGUUCUUGCUGACUGCUCCUUCCGCCACGCUGACGGAGUCGUUGACAUAAGAGCCAAACCGGAAGACGAGUCUGUGCAGACCAGUGCGGACCCCAAUAGGAAGACAGUCCAUGCCAAAUACUGCAACAGAUUCAUCCACGUUCCCUGGAAGGAUGGGAGCUUGGUCCACGUCAACAUUACCAAGGAGAAGUGCAGAUGGUACAGGGAGAGAAUUCACACAGCCCUGACCAGGAUCCAGAGGAGGAUUAAGUGGCUGCAAGAUGGGAGUCGAGUCCUCUUUGGGAAAGUAUGUGGAGAUUGCAUCUACAUCCUCAUUGAUACAUCUCACUCAAUGACGAGCAAACUGGACCUGGUGAAGGAUAAGAUCAUCCGGCUCAUAUGGGAACAGUUGAGAUACAAGCGUAAAUUCAAUUUUGUGGCGUUUGAUGGUCAGGCAACUGCUUGGCGGGAAAAACUUGCUGAAAUCAAUGAAGAUCAUUUGGAACAGGCUGAGUCGUGGAUUAGAAACAUUAAGGUUGGAAGUUCCACAAAUACCCUGAAUGCCCUGAAAAUUGCUUUUGCCGACAAAGAAACAGAAACCAUCUACCUUUUGACGGAUGGGAGACCCGAUCAGCCACCAGAAAUGGUGAUGGACCACGUCAAACUUUUCCAGAAUAUUCCUAUCUAUGCCAUCUCCUUCAAUUACAACGAUGAGGUUGCAAAUGAGUUCUUGAAGGAGCUAGCCUCUGUGACCGGAGGAGAGUUCCGUGCUUAUAAUUUUGGCUGCAAGGAUCUUAUCCUUCAGGAUGUUCAGCAGGAUGAAGACAUGAGCCUCUUGAUUCAGGAGAUGCAACAGGGCUACAGCGACCUGGAGAAGAUGCAGGAGCUUUACUCUGAGUCCUUAGUCAUGGACUGGUGGUACAAUGGAGAAAAGGGGGGAGGCUUCAAGCAUCAAAAGGAAAUCUGCUCCAUGGUUUCAACCCCAGAAAAAUAUGAAAACUCUCAAUCAGAUGCUGACUCAAUGGCUGUUUCACCCCCCAAGGUGUCUAAAGGACCAUGGAAGAUUUUGGAUGGAAAGACGCAGAAAAAGAAACUCCUGCAUGCAGAAUCGACCAAAACCAGCCAACUCAGAAGCCAGAUAGCCACCUCCAAGAACUGCAGUUACACCCAGGACAGCUCCAGCCACACCAAGGACAGCUCGAGCCCCAACAGUUGCGUCACCACUGUUCCGAGUGACAGAGAAAUGAGCAUCCUGUGGAUGAAUAAGCACCUAGAUGACAAACUGUCUGAGAGACUCGCCAGAAAUGGAAGCCACGUUACUGACCACACCUCUGCAGACAUGUCCUCUGAAAACUGGCUCCAAACCCACAGCCUCGUGGCCAAGAAACUCACCAUCAUGGAUGCCUUGGCUGGAACGGCAGUGCCCCACAAUGCCACCUAUGUCCCCAUCCUGAAUAAGCAUGUUGCCUCCAAGGUCUUCGAUGAGAUGUCCCCUCUGGCACAUGUGUGCAAUGACACCAAUAAGAUGAUAUUAAUUAACCCCCAAGGAGUCAAACUCAAUAUCUACAAGCAAAAUGUGGAACAGGCCAUUAAAUCCUACGAAAAACGCUUAAAUAAAAUCGUCUGGCAAGCACUGUCCGAAGAGGAAAAAGAGAAGUUGGAUGCUAUCAAGCCCCUGCAAUACUUGGAAAACAAGGCAGUUUUAAACAAAGCCCUGGAGCGCCUGAAUUGGCCCAUUUCCUUGAAAGAGCUGUCGGUGCUAGAAAAUGAGAUCUUGGUUGGGAAAAUGUACAUCCAGCAGGCGAUGGAGCUCCAGGAGGCUGCCAGGAAGAACUGCACAAACAAGACCCUGGAGGAGCAGCAGAAAUUACAAGGGUGUCCAACAAAGAAAACCAAAUCAAGGAAAGUAGAUCCCCUCAAAGGCCAGAAGGUCGUUGCCAGAUGUGAGGAGAAUGGCUUCUAUUUUCCAGGGGUCGUGAAGAAAUGUUUGAGCCCCACCCAUGCACUGGUAGACUUCAGGUACGGAGAAACCAAGGCGGUGCCCAUCUCCUUCAUCACACCUGUUGGGGGCGCUAUGCCCUGCCCGCAACUGCAGGUUGGAGAUUAUGUGUUUGCCAAAAUCAAGACAAGCAAAGGAUUUGACUUCUAUGUCCCCGCCAUUGUCAUAGCACUUCCAAAUCGGGAUGUGGCUUCAGAGAAAUUCUACACAGUUUUGAAAUGUAACAACCGCAGAGAAUUUUGCCCUCGGAGUGCACUUAUAAAGAUCAGCCAAAACAAGUAUGCUGUCUCUUGCUCUCACAUAAAUUCGUCCCAGGUUGAGAAGGCUCAAGCAGUGAAAGAAGUAGAGGCAAGCAAACCUUCCCAACUCUGGACAGUGAUUGAAGAAGACACUGGAAAAUUGAAACUAUCGAGACAAGAGAACCUUAAAAAAAAGAAAAAGAAGCCCACCAAGAGGUCGCCUCUCAGGGAGAUGAUGUCCUCGGAUUCAGAUGGCUCGUCCCAUGGCACCAGGUUCUCCACUCGAGGCCUAGGACACUGCCCACCUCGCCUUCGCUGCUCCACCAGCACCAGAAGCAGUCCUGCUCUGACAGAUUCCAGCCAUCCACAGCGCAAGGGGCUGAGGACCCAUCGCUGAGGAACCCUAAGGCGUACACCCUAGUGGCAGCUAACUUUAAGCAAGCCACUGUUCCUCCAGGGCUGCUCAGAUCCUAGCCUCUGGACCCUGUGGAGCAAGCCUCUCUUCUGAGGUAAGGCUUCCCUUCAUUCCGAUCAACGCCUUCCCUGUUGAUGAGAACCAGCCAGAACCUGCUAUUUGAGCUUAGGGAUUUUUCUGGCCAUCCCGUAUCCCGCUUUUUCCCCAACACCACAAAUUGUUCUCAGUCUUUUGAUACACUCUGUCUACGUAGCAGCACUAGCUUGAUGAGCUACUAUCAGAAUGUUCUCAGGGGUUUGGGGGAGUCCGUUUAGUUAGGCCCCACACCUACAAUCUUGUUUUAAAUUGGUUCUUCCUUGUGAGUUAAGAAUGUUGUCACAUAACAUGAAGACUGAAAUUAAGACCUGGUUGGUAGCUUGCCUGGGAUCUGUAAGCCUGAGCAGUCUCUGUGUUACUGUUUUCUGAACAUUUCUGUUGAGCCCUUCCUAAUUGGUUGUGUCUGUAGUCUGUUGUAGGUACCUCUAUUGAGUACAGAAGCUGAAUAAAAUCUUACAUUGGAAACAUU